AUGGCUGCAGCGGAAGAAGGGGCCGGCUGUUUUCUCCCGAGAGGCAGGUCCCAGAGUGACCCCAGCAUCCUCACGGACUGCGCUGCCUGCGCUGCCCCUGAAGCCGGAGAGAACCCAGAUGAGAUGGAGCAGUCCCCUGCAAUGCAUUCUGAAUAUCUGGUCUCAGGGAUUAGAACUCCGCCUGUGAGAAGGAACAGCAAGCUGGCAACAUUGGGCAGGAUCUUCAAACCAUGGAAGUGGAGGAAAAAGAAAAACGAGAAACUAAAGCAAACAUCAGCAGUGUUAGAGAAGAAGAUUACUGCAAGGCCAGGUCGGGAUGAACUCAUUAAGAAAGGUCUUCUGGAGAUGAUGGAACAAGAUGCUGGAGGCAAAGCAUGCGCUGCUGAUGGUGCCACCAGAUCAAUGCAGAGUGACCCUUCAUCCCCCGUAUGCCAGGCACUUACCUCAGAAGAGAUGCAGCAGGAAAGUACAGCAGCAACAACAAAUGCAACCUCACUUAGCGAGGAGCUGCACUCAGAGGAGCUGAAAGACAAUGCAGCCAAGAAACCUUCAUUGUCCACUGAAGAACUAGAAGAUGCCUGCCUGCCAGUAACCGAAGAGACUCCACAAGCCUUACUUAUUUCUGAAUCCACAGAUUCCCCACAGAAACCAAUGGAAAGAAACCUAGCACAGCUCCCCAGCCCCCCUUCACUUCCAAUUCCACCACCUAAGGCAAUCUCCAAAAUCAAGAGUGUAACAGCAGCAGGAAGUGAAGUAGAUGAGCCAGCAGUGAAAUCCCCUCCUUCCACUAUCCUGAAGAAUUAUGUCAUUGUUGGUUCCUCCCAAAUCUCAGGACAAGCUGCCCUCUUCCAUCCAUCAGGCCAGAAAGGCUCCGAUCCCCAUGUCAGAGGACAGCUACCAACGCCGACCGGUUCCCCUCAUCCUGCUGCUGUCCACCUGCCUUUACCUCCCAGCAGAGUCAUUGAGGAGCUCCACAGGGCUCUGGCCACCAAACAUCGGCAGGAUAGCUUUCACGGCAGAGAAAGCAAAGGGUCUCCCAAAAAAAGAGUGGAUGUCCGUCCAUCCAGAACAUCUAGCAUCGAGGGCAGCAAAGAAAAGGAGAACGCACUGAGCCACAGUAAUGAUCCGGAGAACAAGCGAAACUCAGUCAAAGAGUCAGAUGAGAACAAAGAAAACCUGAUCAUGAACUCAGAACUCAAGGACAACUUGGUUUUUUAUCAGGAUGAAGAGGUGUUGAAUGACUCCAUCAUUUCUGGUACCUUGCCAAGAAAAUGCAAGAAAGAGCUGCUGGCAGUAAAGCUACGGAACAGGCCAAGUAAGCAGGAACUGGAAGACAGGAACAUUUUCCCAAGGAGGACGGAUGAGGAACGCCAGGAAAUCCGGCAGCAAAUCGAAAUGAAACUUUCAAAGCGCCUGAGCCAAAGACCUGCUGUCGAGGAGCUCGAAAGAAGGAAUAUACUUAAACAAAGAAAUGAUCAAACAGAGCAGGAAGAAAGAAGGGAAAUCAAGCAGAGGCUGACGAGAAAGCUCAAUCAGAGACCUACAGUCGAUGAACUAAGAGACAGAAAAAUUUUAAUUCGAUUCAGCGAUUAUGUAGAGGUGGCAAAAGCACAGGACUACGACAGACGAGCAGACAAACCCUGGACAAGACUAUCAGCAGCUGAUAAGGCAGCAAUUCGUAAAGAGCUAAAUGAAUACAAAAGUAAUGAAAUGGAGGUACAUGCAUCAAGCAAGCAUUUGACAAGGUCGGUCAUCCAGAUAUUUGUUCAUUUUCCUUUACCUGCAGUAUCAAUUCUUUUGAGUCCUGAAUCUGCAGAAUAUAUUGUUCCUGCAUGUCUCUAA
Messenger RNA from Emys orbicularis (European pond turtle), 1842 nucleotides. It is a transcript of the gene PHACTR3, whose product is annotated as phosphatase and actin regulator 3. Gene Ontology annotation, molecular function: actin binding. The record is from RefSeq and is a predicted model, not a curated record. Gene Ontology annotation, biological process: actin cytoskeleton organization. The transcript has 12 exons. Lineage: Eukaryota; Metazoa; Chordata; Testudines; Emydidae. The coding region runs from base 1 to 1842 and encodes 613 amino acids.